Messenger RNA from Rasamsonia emersonii CBS 393.64, 1623 nucleotides. Its product is annotated as GABA permease. The record is from RefSeq and is a predicted model, not a curated record. NCBI's taxonomy places the organism in Eukaryota, Fungi, Ascomycota, Eurotiomycetes, Eurotiales, Trichocomaceae. The transcript has 3 exons. Gene Ontology annotation, biological process: transmembrane transport. Gene Ontology annotation, molecular function: transmembrane transporter activity. Gene Ontology annotation, cellular component: membrane. The coding region runs from base 1 to 1623 and encodes 540 amino acids.
AUGCGACGACCGUCCGUGGAGGCCAGCGUCAAUGCCGACGCGGCGCUGGAGAAGAUGGGCUACAAAAGCGAAUUGCCCCGGAAUCUGAGCAUGCUGAGUGUGCUGGGGCUAUCCUUCGCCAUCAUGGCCGCCCCCUUCGGCCUCAGCACGACCCUGUAUAUCACCCUGACAGACGGCCAGUCCGUCACCGUCAUCUGGGGCUGGGUGCUGGUCACGCUCAUCUCCAUCGCCAUCGCCGCCUCGCUGGCCGAGAUCUGCGCCGUCUACCCGACCGCCGGUGGCGUGUACUACUGGAGCGCCAUGCUGUCGACCAAGCGAUGGGCGCCGUUGAUGUCCUUCAUCGACGGCUGGCUGACCCUCGUCGGGAACUGGACCGUUACGUUGAGUAUCAACUUCUCCGGAGGCCAGCUCAUCCUCAGCGCCAUCUCCCUCUGGAACGAGGACUUUGUCCCCAACGCGUGGCAGACCAUCCUCAUGUUCUGGGCGGUGAUGCUCGUUUGCGCGUUGGUCAACAUCUUCCUGUCGAGAUAUCUCGAUUUGAUUAACAAGGUGUGCAUCUACUGGACCGCGGCCAGUGUCGUCAUCAUCCUGGUGACGCUGUUGGCCAUGGCCGACGACCGCAGAUCGGGCGCGUUUGUGUUUGGGCAUUAUGAUGCGUCUGCAAGUGGAUGGCCAACCGGUUGGGCAUUCUUCGUCGGACUGCUGCAGGCAGCCUACACGCUGACCGGCUACGGAAUGGUGGCAGCCAUGUGCGAGGAGGUGCAGAACCCACACCUCGAGGUGCCCAAAGCCAUUGUGCUGUCUGUUGUCGCAGCAGGGAUUACGGGUCUUCUCUACCUGAUCCCCAUCUUGUUCACCUUGCCCCCCGUCGAGCUCCUCCUCCAGGUCGCAAACGGUCAGCCCAUCGGGCUCCUCUUCAAGACCGUCACCGGCUCCGCGAGCGGAGGCUUCGGGCUGCUGUUCCUCAUCCUGGGGAUCAUGCUGUUCGCCGGCAUCGGGGCCCUGACGGCCGCCAGUCGCUGCACGUACGCCUUCGCCCGCGACGGCGCCAUCCCGGGCUUCCGGCUGUGGCGGAAAGUAAACAAGCAACUAGAUGUGCCCGUGAACGCAGUGAUCCUCUCCACGCUGGUGGACUGCCUGCUGGGGCUGAUCUACUUCGGGUCGACGGCGGCGUUCAACUCGUUCACGGGCGUGGCGACCAUCUGCCUGUCGACGUCGUACGGCCUGCCGAUCCUGAUCCUGGUCGUGCGCCGCCGGAAGGCGGUGCGGCACUCGUCCUUCUCGCUGGGCCGGUUCGGCUACGCGAUCAAUCUCACGACCAUCGCAUGGAUCUGCCUCGCCGUGGCGCUCUUCUGCAUGCCCGUGUCGCUGCCCGUGACGGCGUCGGAGAUGAACUAUGCCAGUGUGGUGUUUGCCGGGUUUGCCGUCGUCAGCAUCGUGUGGUAUUUUGUCUACGCCAGGCGAGAGUUCCGGGGGCCGCCGGUGGUCGUAGCGAGCGACGAGGAGGGUCGUCAGGGUGAGAGCGAAAACGAAGAUGAAAAGAGUACGGGGGUCAUGAGCGGCAAGGCUGUUGUAGAUGAGGAGAAUGCACCUGAUCCAGAAGUUACAGAAAAGAAGACUUAG